UGCUUCCGGUUCAUAUCAACAUGAAAACAGACUUCGAUACGUGGACUAAAACAACUUGGAGUUUAUAGAAUCUGUAUUUUUCUAAAUAAACGCUAGACACUAUCUUGCUCCUCAAAAAUAUUUCAUCUGAAAAAACAAAUAUAGAAUCCAUAAUAUACAAUGGUGAAAAUUCUAGCUAAUGGUGAUAUUGUACCAGACGAUGACCCAAGGGUGAAACAAACUACAUACCGUGCACCACCUGUGCCGCCAGUACGCCAGGGUGGCAUCAACUCCAGCAUGAAUAAUGACAACUACCAACAGCAAGGUCAACAGGUGAAUAUGUUCCAGUCACUGAACCAGAGACUUUUGGCAUAUGGAAUUCCACAGUGGACUUUGGGUGAUAUAGUGAUUGAACCUCUGGUGUUGGUGGGCCUUAUUCUAGCGUUGAUCUUUUUUGGAAUUCAGGGCCUCAUAUUUGGACUUGUUUUGUUUGUCAUCAGUCGGUGGAGCACACAUGGUGCUCCUGAUUUUGUGUCAAGGUUUUUAGGAGGGGGUGGGGGCGGAGGUGGAAACCAAGGAGGAAAUCAAGGAGGAAGGGGUAACAACAAUCAGCCACACGGAAGAGCUGGUGGUGGCUAUAGAUUGGGCAGGUGAAACAUGAUGUGUAAACUGUUGAUAUAUAUUGUUUCAUAUAAGUUAUUUAAGUUGUAUAGGCUACACACAUUUGAAGUACUGGUACAUUAUAAAAGGAAUUGCAGGUAGAAAUGAAUAAAAAUCAUUUCACCGCAGCAGUAUUCAUAACUUUCUAUGUGUAAUGCUGUUUUUAAAAAAUCCAUGCUCCGUAUAGACUAUAACUACCAGUACUGACUCCCAAGAUUGUGAAUUUUGGAUUGGUAAACAAUCAGCAAAAAGAUUGACACUUAAUUCCUUGAUACAUUGUUCAUUGAUCUUUUUGGAGGUAAAAUAGCUAUUUUCAUAUACUACAGUGACACUGCCUGUUUUAAAAACUGCUCAAACUAUUUUAGUUACACUUUAAAAUAAACCUCACACCUUCCCUACAUUUGUGUGUCUGUUGUGACAAAAAAUAUAUCAAGUAAAUAAUGUUGUUUCACAUUCCCAUCCAUUUUAAAUUAAACAUCAUAAAGUGGCCUGAUUCUAGAUAUUUUAUCACUUUAUUUUCUAAUUUCUUAAUUAUUUCAUGAUCAUCUGUGUUUACUUAUUUAUUCUUACAUUAUGAAUUUUUUUUUUAAUUUGUUAUGUUAAAAAUGUAUUUUUAUAUAUGAGAAUAAAAAAUUUACUUUUUAGGAUUAUUAUAAAGGGAAAAUAAAAUGUUGGUGCUAUAAGAACUUGAUUGAGAAUGUGUGCAAUGAUUAUCAUGGAUGCAAUAGAGACACAUUUCAUCAAACUG
Molecule: messenger RNA, 1387 nt
Organism: Physella acuta
Lineage: Eukaryota; Metazoa; Mollusca; Gastropoda; Physidae
Product: protein FAM241B
Cellular component (GO): intracellular membrane-bounded organelle
Source: RefSeq, a predicted model, not a curated record